Messenger RNA from Athene cunicularia (burrowing owl), 999 nucleotides. RefSeq names its product polycomb complex protein BMI-1-like. Gene Ontology annotation, biological process: negative regulation of transcription by RNA polymerase II. The transcript is spliced from 12 exons. NCBI's taxonomy places the organism in Eukaryota, Metazoa, Chordata, Aves, Strigiformes, Strigidae. The record is from RefSeq and is a predicted model, not a curated record. The annotation marks the transcript as partial. Gene Ontology annotation, molecular function: promoter-specific chromatin binding. Gene Ontology annotation, cellular component: PRC1 complex.
ACCAAAUGUGUUUCAUUUGGAAGUUUUUGUGGGGAAGAUGCCGUUCAAAGGGCGAGCAGCCGCUCUUGGUACCGUGUGCUGGGCUUUGCAAAUAAGUGUGUCAUCAGUAAUUCAUUUAUUUUAGACGAUCCAGACCUGAAAGAUAUUGACCCUGCAGUAUUAAAACAUUGCCAUGCUGCGGCUGCAACGUGUAUUCUGGAGGCAGGAAAGCAGAAAGCUGACAUAUCUGCUAUAAGCACAUGUCUUGAGGACUGUAAACUGGACAAAGAGAGAAUAGAACAAUUUUGCACCGAAUAUCAGAAAAACAAGGAUGCGUUGGAAAUCCUAUUGGGCAGAACGGUGAUUCAGGAUCACACCCAGAUGUUAGUUUCAGUUGCACGAUGGAGCAAUUACAGGUACUUCUUCCACGCCAAAAUGCACCGAACAACCAGAAUCAAAAUAACCGAGCUAAACCCCCAUCUCAUGUGCGUGCUCUGCGGCGGGUACUUCAUUGAUGCAACAACCAUCAUAGAGUGCCUCCACUCCUUCUGUAAGACCUGUAUCGUGCGUUACUUGGAGACCAGCAAGUAUUGUCCUAUCUGUGAUGUCCAAGUUCACAAAACUCGACCGCUUUUGAAUAUAAGGUCAGAUAAAACUCUCCAAGAUAUUGUAUACAAGCUAGUACCAGGCCUUUUCAAAAAUGAAAUGAAAAGAAGAAGGGAUUUUUAUGCUGCUCAUCCGUCGGCUGAUGCUGCCAAUGGCUCUAAUGAAGACAGGGGAGAAGUGGCUGAUGAAGACAAAAGAAUUAUAACAGACGACGAGAUAAUAAGCUUAUCCAUUGAAUUCUUUGACCAGAAUAGACUGGAACGAAAAGGAAAUAAGGAGAAAGAAAAAUCAAAGGAAGAGGUGAAUGACAAAAGAUACUUACGCUGCCCAGCAGCAAUGACAGUGAUGCAUCUAAGAAAGUUCCUGCGGAGUAAAAUGGAUAUACCUAACACUUUCCAGAUGCCGCCUGUUUGA